AUGCGUUUCUCCACACUCACUUCGGCUGCGGCCUUUUUCCAACUGAGCAUAGCUGGCUAUGUUCUCGAGGAUGACUACAUGACGGACUUUUACGGGGCCUUUGACUUCUUUACCGGACCCGACCCCACAGAAGGCUUUGUCCAGUAUGUCGACGAAGCUACGGCAAGACAGACGAAUCUCAUCAACUCGUCUACUUCAGCGAUAUCAUGGGGCGUGGACACACAGAACCAGACUCCAGAGGGUAGGCCCAGUAUUCGUAUCGAGAGCAAGAAGACGUACGAUAGCGGGUUGAUUGUGGUGGAUGUCGCCCACAUGCCCUUUGGCUGUGGCACUUGGCCAGCCUUUUGGACUACCGGUCCCAACUGGCCAAAGAACGGCGAGAUUGAUAUCAUCGAAGGCGUGAACGACCAGACGAACAACGGCAUGACCCUCCACACAGGCCCAGGUUGCCAGAUUGGCGAAGACACCACUCAAUUCGCCGGUUCCGUGACUACGGGAAACUGCGAUGUCGCUGCCGAGGACCAGUCAAAGAAUGCAGGAUGCUCCAUCGAACACCCCUCGACCAAGAGCUACGGUGCAGGCUUGAACGAGAUUGGUGGAGGUGUAUACGCGACUCAAUGGACCGCCGAAGCCAUCAGUGUUUACUUCUUUCCGCGCGACUCCAUUCCGGAAGACGUUCUCGGUGACAGCCCAGACCCCAGCGGAUGGGGCAAACCUGCUGCCAAGUUCGCCGGUGCCUGCGAUAUCGAGAACACAUUCAAGCAGCAGCAGAUUGUCUUUGACACCACGUUCUGUGGACAAUGGGCGGGCAGCAGCAGUGUUUGGAACGCCACGGGCAGUUCUUGCAGCAAGAAGGCAUCAACAUGCGAGGAAUGGGUACGGGACAACCCAGAGGCUUUCACCGAGGCAUACUGGACGAUCAAUUCGUUGAAGGUGUACCAAGACAAUGGUGGAUACGGCUCUGCUCCUCAGCCCUCUUCGGUGCCAGAGCAGAGCAGCGCUGCCUAUUCCCCUGUCCCUGUUCCAUCGGAGACGCCUGCCGUGUCUUCUGACAUUCCCGUGCCGUCUGGAUACCCUGCAGUCCCAACUUCGCUCAUCACCCCCUCCGUAUCCGGUAUCUUCGCACCUAUCCCGACGAGCGAAACACUUUCGGUGGUCACCUCUGCGCCCCCCAGCGCCCCAGUGGCCUCACUUCCUGCUGACGAUGCUUCUCCCAGCAUUCCGUCUGAAACACCAAGUCCAAUCGUCGCACCAACCACGCAGAUCAACGCGCCAGCUCCAGCACCGACAAACAAUGGUCCUAUGUCCGGUUUCCAAUGGCCCAAAGGUGGCGGAGGUAGUGGCGAUGGAUCUUCCAACGAGACGUCACCAUCAACGACACCUGCCGCGUCGCUUCCUGAGAAUACUAGCAGUCCUACUCAAAACUCGAGUGGCGCAGUAGCCGCUCCCAGCACCGCACAGAGCAUUGCUCAACCUUCAAAUGUACCCGCUGCAUCUCAAGCACCUGCUGCGCCCGCAGUGCCUGCUCCAGCGCCCACCGAUGCUAUCAAGGCCCCUCCAGCAGACCCAGCCGCUCCCACCGUCACAGACACCGUUCAAGCCAUACACACAGUAUAUGAGACGGUGUAUGCUACCGUCACUGCUGGCGCACCAGCCGAGACACCAGCACCUGCUGCCGCUGCCAGAAGCGCACGCAUGGCAAGACAUAUCAGGGAGCACAGGCAGAGGCUUACAAGGCAUCACGCAAGGCACUAA
Molecule: messenger RNA, 1755 nt
Organism: Alternaria atra
Lineage: Eukaryota; Fungi; Ascomycota; Dothideomycetes; Pleosporales; Pleosporaceae
Exons: 2
Coding region: 1-1755 (584 amino acids)
Biological process (GO): glucan catabolic process
Molecular function (GO): hydrolase activity, hydrolyzing O-glycosyl compounds
Source: RefSeq, a predicted model, not a curated record